AUGCCGGAAGGAUCCACGCCCGAAGGAGGCCCCGAGAAGACCUGGAAGAAGGCAGAGCGCAAGUUUACACAUAAGCCAGCGAGCGAAUUCUAUGACCCCUGUCAGGAUUUCGCCGACCGGAGUCUAAAGUGCUUGAAGCGCAACAACUUUGAGCGCGAGAUGUGUGGUGACUAUUUCCAGUAG
Molecule: messenger RNA, 183 nt
Organism: Penicillium manginii
Lineage: Eukaryota; Fungi; Ascomycota; Eurotiomycetes; Eurotiales; Aspergillaceae
Product: Cytochrome c oxidase-assembly factor cox23
Exons: 2
Coding region: 1-183 (60 amino acids)
Source: RefSeq, a predicted model, not a curated record